AUGGUUAAUUGUAAUCUCCAUUUUGUUGUGCUGCUUGUAAUAGCAAUAAUAAUGCAUGUUGGAAAUGCUCAGAUACGAUCUUUUAAUUUCAACAAAAACUUCAACCCAGCUCAAUCUCCUGAACUAAACCCAGAUGGAGAUGCAACUUACUCACAGUCUUUUGAUCAUAUCCAACUCACAGGAAAAACAGAUAAUGCCAAGGGAUUAGGAAGAAUCACAACCAAGCCUAUGCAUCUUAUGAAAAACAAUUCAGAACAAAGAUAUGACUUCACUACCAACUUUACCUUUGUUGUUAUCUCAAACAAGACCUACCAUGGAGAAGGUUUGGCAUUCUUCAUAGCAAGCCAUAUGCUGCCAAUUAAGAAACAUGGUAUGAACGGUGGAGGGCUUGGUCUUGUGGAACCUUGUCACCCUCACCCAGAUGAGUACUCUUUUGUGGCUGUGGAGUUUGACACUAACUCAGAUCCUUGGGACCCAAUAGGCCCAGAGCCACAUGUGGGAAUAGAUGUCAAUUCUAUGAUUUCCACCAAGCACAGCAAAUGGCCUGCAGAUUUCUCAGACAUAACCAAUGUUUACAACUGCAGUGUCGUAUACAGCGCUGGAAGCAGGCGUCUCGACGUUUACUUCACCGGAGGAUCCUUCAAUGGCCCUGUACCAAAAAACCUUUCAAGCCACUUGGAUCUCACUGAUUACUUAAAAGAUCCUGUUACUCUUGGCAUUUCAGCUUCAACACAGAAUUACACUGUUCAAUUUAGACUGCUUUCAUGGUCAUUCAUUGCAAAGUUAUCAACACCAAGUAAUGCCGGUGAUGACAACAGAAAACGGGAGAAAUUGAAGCAAGGACUAGAAAUUGGCACUGCUUGGUUUUUGAGUUUGUUAGUGUUGGUCCUGGUCUUGGAUUUCAUACGCAAGAGAGGAAGAAGAAAACAUGAACUCGAUCCUAUGGAUCAUGAAUUCCAAACUGGACCUCAGAGGAUCAGUUACAACAUAUUGGUGUCUGCCACAAAUAACUUUGAAGAGGCGAAGAAGCUCGGAAAAGGCGGCUUUGGUGGUGUUUAUAAAGGAUAUUUCAAAGAUACAGGCUCUUAUGCUGCUGUAAAGAAGAUAUCAGCAGAUUCAAGGCAAGGGAUAAAGGAAUAUGCAGCCGAAGUGAAGAUCAUCAGCCAAUUGAGACACAGGAAUUUGGUUAGACUUACUGGUUGGUGUCACAAGAAGAACGACUUCAUCCUGAUAUAUGAAUACAUGCCAAAUGGAAGCUUGGAUUCUUGUCUUUUCGACGGAGUAGGCUUCUUGUCUUGGCAGGUAAGGUACAGCAUAGCUUUGGGAUUGGCAUCAGCAUUGCUGUAUUUGCAAGAAGGGUGGGAACAGUGUGUGCUUCACAGGGACAUUAAAUCAAGCAACAUAAUGUUGGACUCAGAUUUCAAUGCUAAGCUUGGGGAUUUUGGAUUGGCCAGGCUUGUGGAUCAUGAGAAAGGUUCAAGGACCACAGUGACUGCUGGCACACUUGGUUACAUAGCGCCAGAAUACAUGAAAACAGGAAAAGUUGGGAAGGAAUCUGAUAUAUACAGUUUUGGGGUGGUUUUGUUGGAGAUAGCAUGUGGCAAAAAGGCUAUUCAUCACAUAGAGAUGGAGGGUCGUGUGACUCAAGUUUCAUUGGUAGAGUGGGUUUGGGAGCUGUAUGGGUUGAGAAGCAUCACAGCAGCAGCAGAUCCAAAUCUAUGUGUUGCAUUUGAUGUUCAACAAAUGGAAUGUAUGCUUGUUGUUGGUCUUUGGUGUGCUCAUCCAGAUUGCCAAUGCAGGCCUUCUAUAAGGCAAGUGUUGAAGGUUCUUAACUUUGAUGCUCCUUUACCCAUUCUUCCACAAAGGAUGCCUAUUCUACCACCCUAUCUUCCUCUAUCAACAAAUGAGGUCUUUUUUACUGCUAUAUCAAUCCAGAAUUGCUAUAUAGAUAACUGA
Messenger RNA from Arachis stenosperma, 1956 nucleotides. RefSeq names its product L-type lectin-domain containing receptor kinase IX.1-like. The coding region runs from base 1 to 1956 and encodes 651 amino acids. NCBI's taxonomy places the organism in Eukaryota, Viridiplantae, Streptophyta, Magnoliopsida, Fabales, Fabaceae. Gene Ontology annotation, biological process: protein phosphorylation. The transcript has a single exon. The record is from RefSeq and is a predicted model, not a curated record. Gene Ontology annotation, cellular component: plasma membrane. Gene Ontology annotation, molecular function: carbohydrate binding; protein kinase activity; ATP binding.